Messenger RNA from Moneuplotes crassus, 2579 nucleotides. Lineage: Eukaryota; Ciliophora; Spirotrichea; Euplotida; Euplotidae. The record is from the annotation of a GenBank genome assembly.
UUGAUCUCACCUAAAAAUAAAAUCUAUAAUAACUCAAAGAAAUGGAGUCUUCCUCUCCCACUACUCCCCCGUACAACUUACACAUAAUUGAGCUCCCUUCUUCUGAUCAAGAGAAGGAUUUGUUCCUGGAAAGCUUACUGGAGGAAACUCACAAAUUGAAUAAAACCUCUAUUGCUGAAGACAUUGAGCUUUCUGUGAUAUAUCAGUUCUACAAAGAAAAAUUGGAGGAAGAAGGUUCUGAAAGUUUGAUUGAUGAAGCCUACUUUAAUGAUCAUAGGGAUCUAAUUAAGUUGAUUUCUAUAUUGGGCCAAGUAGCAGAACUUAUGCCUUGCCUAAUUUGUUAUACAAGAGACUGUGAAAUUGAUAAAAUCAUGGUCAUGAAAGCAACUUUUGAAUGCCUUUACGGUAAAAGAACUCACCUAGAUUUCAAAAUUAUAAUUGACGGUGCAGAUCUAGCUUAUCUGAUUGGAAGACAACAAGAGCACAUCGUUUCUAUUACAACAUAUAUGGAAGCCAAUUCUUUAUUUAAAGAAGGAUUGAACGAAACAGAAAGAGAUCUGAAGAGAAAGAGGAUGCUCCAAAAGCGAAAUUUUGAUGAUUUCUUAACUGAAUAUCAAAAUAGAGUAAGUUUAGGCACGUCUAAAGGCACUAUUGGUUCUUCUGCUUUAUUCGCCAAACACUUGAAGGCUCCAAAACUUGAAUCAAAAGACCAAGCCAAAAGGAUAUCCCAAGAAGAAGAGAAGAAAUCCUUGGAAGAUCAUUCUCCGAUUAAACCUCAAGAAAUGAUUUUGGCAGGCCAAAUUGACAUUGAGGAAGAAAGUAAAUUACCCACUCCAGUUGCUUUACUGACUUCUUUAGUAGAGGAUCAGACUUUGAGAAAUACUCUAUUUAUUCAACGCGAGGCAAAAGAUUGCUGAAUUUCAUUCUUGAGAAUCAUAGAGCAACGUGAUCAGAUUGAUCUAACUGACAUAUUUCUUACACUAUCCUCUGUUGUAAACCAAAAUCUUCAAAACACCGAGGAAUUCAAGACAGAUCCCUCUAGACGAGAAAUAUUCCUAAGCGUUUGAGAGCGAUUUCUUUUUUAAGGAAAUUAUUACCUCGACUUCUCUUCUCCAAAUUUUCCAAAUCCUGAAGUCCUGAGCUCCAGCAGCCAUAUCUCAAGAGAGGACCACUUCUCUUCUAAAUGAGCUUGCACCUGUGACUGCAGUCAAGUUCUCAGCCAAAGAUCAUAAGUUGAAGGGAGACAUUAAGUUAUAUGCAUGAGUGAUUUAUCCUAUAGUUAAGAAGCUGAUCAUUAAAACGCUCUAUGAUUCUGAACAGCUUCCUAGAACGGUCAAGGAGUUGAUAGAGACCAUCUUCAUCAUUCUUAAAAACUUCUACAAUUCGAGAGAUAUUCACAAAGAUCAGAAGAACCUUAUUAAGAGAGAUAGAAGGAUUUAAAUUCCUCGUCGCAGAGGUGCUCAGAAUAAAGUCAGCUUGGGUGUCCUCAGGAGAAAACUUUAGCAUCAGGGUUGACAAGAUUGCCCAAUUGAGAGAUAGAUUCCAAACACAGCAAUCUAGCGAUACCCUUACAGAGAUCCUUGAAGACCUCAAGGUUAUCUUAGAUAUUUAACUUGUGAAAUUGAAGGAGAUAAUGCUCAAAAUUAGGGAGAAGCAAAUUAAAGAACCAUCUUCAAACUAAUAAGCCUUUUCCAUUUAAGUAAAUCCCUGGAAUGGAAAGAGCAUUUCUUAAGCAAACUUCUUGAAUUUUAUAUCCAUCAACGUUUGCCUGGACCAAAUAGCCCAUGGCUUCCUUUAGCAACAAGAUUAAAUGUCGAUAGUGCUGAAGGCAAUAAGUUUGUUAAAUGACUCCCUAAUUAAUACUAAAAUUUACCAAAAUCAAGCUUUCAAAGCUUCUUAAUUUUCGUUAAACCAGGCUAAGUACCAUUGGAGGGGAUGUGGUGCAUCAAAACUUGGAAUUUUGAGGAUAAAUAGCUAAAUUCAUUGCUAAUUUACCUAAAUUUUGUCCUGAUCAACUUUAAAGCUUACUAAAUAAAAAUUAAUAUGAAAAAUUGUUCAUAAAUCGGUUCGAUUCCAGAAUUUUUCGCAAAUUAAGUCGAUUCAUUAAAGAGAUAAAAAAAUUUAGGAAGAAACAAUCAUAAUAUUUUUUUAAAAUCGAAGUUUAGUUAAAUUUUGAGAUUCAUCUGCAGAUUCUCCAUUCCUAUCAUACUUUACCUUCCAAACCUUGCGAAAAGGUUUGAGGAUAAAGAAAGGCAACAGGAGAUUAAGGAAGAUUUUGGAUAAGCCGGGACUAGAGCCAUCCUCAUUGGAAGAGGUAAAAGGGUAUACGUGUGCUAGAGGUUCGCAGAUUCAUGAUUGAUUACACCCUAUCGAAGUAAACACUUCUUCAAUGCACUUGCCAUGGUAACUCUAUUGAUAACAUGACAACAAAGUUUGUAAGUUGAAGAUAAGGCUCUAAAAGAUCCUUAAUUUAACAAAAUUCAGAGUUUGGGUUUUAUAGACUUCACUAUAUCCCAAGAGGAGCUAUACUCUCAUCUAAAUGGUAAAUUCUUCACGAGAUUUAACUUUGUAACUAAAGA